Messenger RNA from Haliotis rubra (blacklip abalone), 1580 nucleotides. Its product is annotated as retinol dehydrogenase 14-like. Lineage: Eukaryota; Metazoa; Mollusca; Gastropoda; Lepetellida; Haliotidae. The record is from RefSeq and is a predicted model, not a curated record. Bases 184 to 1437 code for a protein of 417 amino acids. The transcript is spliced from 7 exons.
CGUGAACCUCCUCGUUGUCUAUUUCCGGAAACACACAAGGCGAGUUUAUAUAUGCAGUCACAGUUUCUUCCUCGUACUGGGUCAGUCGACUUGAGGUCAGUGACGCGUGACCCGUGUUCAAGCAGUAGCUUGAGUUGUCACCCGACAGGCGUUGUGGACAUUGAUCAGUGAGAAGACCUCGCCAUGGCCGCGACUGACGGGGGUGCGAGCCUCGUCACAAGGGUGUUGGACACCGCCCGUGGGAACUACAUCGCCAUAGCCGGGGUCGUCAGCGUGGGCAUUGGAAUUGCGUUGCUACGACAACUGGUCAGUGGGGGAGUAUGUCGCAGCAAGGCCCGCCUCAACGGGAAGUUCGCCAUCGUCACCGGCGCCAACACCGGCAUUGGGAAGGAGACGGCGAUGGACCUGGCUCUGCGAGGUGCCCGUGUGCUGCUGGCGUGUCGGGAUCCAUUGAAAGGCAUGGCUGCCGCAGACGAUAUAUUCAAGACGUCAGGACAGAAGCUGAUGGUGAAGACAUUGGAUCUCUCGGAUCUGGACUCGGUCAGACAGUUCGCGAAGGAUAUCAACGAUGAGGAGCCGCAGCUGGAUAUACUCGUCAACAAUGCAGGUGUGAUGAUGUGUCCCAAGAUGCUAUCCAAGCAGGGCUAUGAGCUCCAGUUUGCUACCAACCACCUGGGUCACUUCCUUCUCACAAACCUCCUCCUGGGGCUCAUCCAGAGGUCCGCACCCAGUCGUAUCGUCGUGGUUUCCUCGGGUAUAUAUAAAAAGGGAAACAUCAACUUUGACGACAUCAACAGUGAGCAGGAGUAUAGCCCAUACGGUGCCUACGCUCAAAGUAAAGUUGCAAAUAUUCUCUUUGCAAAUGAGCUUGCCAAGAAACUGAAAGGGACAGGUGUAACGGUGAAUUCCCUCCACCCUGGCGUGAUCGCGAGUGACCUGGCCAGGCACAUCGAAGACAGGAUUCCCAGGAUCCUGCAAUUCUUCAUCAAGCCCCUGUACCUCCUGGUGCAGGCACUCACCUUCAAGACAGUCCAGCAGGGCGCCCAGACAUCCAUCUGCUGCGCUGUGGCUCAGGAACUGGAGGGAGUGACUGGGAAGUACUUCAGCGACUGUACAGAGACGAAGUUGCUGCCUCACGCCACCGACGAGGAUGCUGCCAGGAGAUUGUGGAGGCUGAGUGAGGAAAUGACCGGCCUCGGAACAGGGGGAGAUAACUCCGAAAAAGGUAGCAAAACAACGUUCAACUGUGCAGAACCGAGUUGUGAGGACAAGAAAACUGAAACUGAAACUGAAAGCCAGGGAACUGAGACCAAAUCUGGCUCGAACAGACGACUGUUUGAGUGUGUUGAUAAUAGUUCAUGUUCGGCUGCUGGAGAUGUUUUAGUGAAAAUGUGGAUGCAUCAGGAUUCUAUUGCAGAAACAAUUCGCUCACUUUGAUGAUUUCAACGACUUUCGGUCAAUUAUUAUAUUAUUAUGGAUGCAUGAGAUUAACGUAUCAAACAUAUGGUUAGAUAUGAAGACUAUUUACUAAAUGAUAUACCUCGGUUAAGGAAGAAAAUAAUAUGACCUGAUGAAACGCA